AUGUGGCUGAAGUUCAAGGAGUGGGCAGACAUCUAUGGGCCAAUAUACAAGACGGAGAUGCUAGGGGCAACUUUUCUCGUCAUCUCAGAUGAGAAGAUUGCAGAAGAGCUUCUCGUAAAGAGGGCGAAGAUCUACUCAGAUCGGCCUGCUAUUCGGUCUCUAUUUGACUCCAAAAGUACUCAUGGUUCUAUGGAAUAUCUUCCUUUGAUGGGCAAGAAUAAGUACUGGGCUCGACAACGACGAUUCACCCACGCAUAUCUCACGCAGGCUUCAAACAACCACUAUUAUGGUGUUAUGAAUUUUGAGGUCAAAAGAUGUUUGGCAAGGCUUUGCGAAGACCCUGACAACUUCUCCUUCACCUUGGAAGACAUGGCAUCGAAGAUAAUGUGUCAAUUGACAUGGGACGAUACGAGCUUCAGCGCAUACUAUAUGAAGAAUGCAUGGGGACUUCUCACUCAGAUGUCGCCAGCGGGGCCAAUCACCAAUGUCUUGACACCGUUAUGGCAUCUCCCCUUCGCAAUAAAUCCAUGGCAGAGAGCUGAGAGGAAGCGUCAUGACGAGCAGCAAGCUUUCUGGAUGCAGAAGCUUUCAGAAGUAAGAGGGAAGAUGGCCAAGGGCGAAGCACGGCCGAGUUUCACUCGUCAGUAUCUUGAGAGCCAGCAGACAUCCAACCUCUCCGGUGACUACGAAGGGUCUUCGGUAAUUGGAAUGAUGGCUCUUGUUGGGAUAUUCACUAUCGCUGGCCCAUUGCAUUACUUUCUGAUAGCUAUGGUCUUCCAUCAAGACUGGCUUGCAAAGUGUCAGGCAGAGAUUGACUCCGUCUGCAAGGGGCGACUACCUACGCUCCACGAUUCGCCAAAACUACCGAUUUUGAGGGCAUGCAUACUUGAAACACUUCGCUGGAAGCCAAAUGUACCAACAGGUGUUGCUCAUGAAGUCGAAGAGGAUGACUUCUACAGGGAUGUCUUUAUCAAGAAAGGCACUCGCAUCCUUCCACUAGACUGGGCUUUCAUGAGAAACCCUGAGAAGUAUCCGGAUCCGGAAAACUACCACCCGGAACGCUAUCUCGAGCCCAGCUGGCCAACCUACCGCGCGCCGUUGACGAUGUACCCCAACAUCAAGGGACUAUCCUCUUUCGGGUAUGGACAGCGGCAGUGCCUAGGCCAAACCUUAACGCAAGAUGAACUUCUUCUUGCAUGUGGCUCUUUGUGUUGGGGUUUUAACAUGAGCAAGAAAAUUGAUCCGCAAACUGGCAUGGAAAUCGACAUAGACUUGAACGCUUCAAAUUCUUUGCUCAUCGUAAAACCAGACCCCUUCAAGAUGCAAUUUACACCAAGAUCUCCGGCAAAGAAGCAAGCGAUGUUGAAGCAGUGGGAAGAAGCGGAGAAAGCUAAUACCGAGGAGCGAGUAGCCUUUCUUAGAGCCGCUCGGAGCGCGAAAAUAGGAUAG
Messenger RNA from Mollisia scopiformis, 1449 nucleotides. Its product is annotated as putative O-methylsterigmatocystin oxidoreductase. Bases 1 to 1449 code for a protein of 482 amino acids. The transcript has 4 exons. Gene Ontology annotation, molecular function: monooxygenase activity; oxidoreductase activity, acting on paired donors, with incorporation or reduction of molecular oxygen; iron ion binding. Lineage: Eukaryota; Fungi; Ascomycota; Leotiomycetes; Helotiales; Mollisiaceae. The record is from RefSeq and is a predicted model, not a curated record.